This is a messenger RNA of Lingula anatina, 2537 nucleotides long. Its product is annotated as ferric reductase 1. Lineage: Eukaryota; Metazoa; Brachiopoda; Lingulata; Lingulida; Lingulidae. The record is from RefSeq and is a predicted model, not a curated record.
UAUUCCAGCAGUAAAGUUAGAUGGUUGUGGUAAUAGUAAGGGUUGCUACAGGGUGCCAGCAGGCUGUGUUCAAGGGCAGUGUAUAUAUGCGUUAUCAUGGCAGAAAGAUGGAGAAGACAAAAUCAAGUUUGAAAUGAUUGGUAAAAUGGAGGGAGAUCAGAAAUACGUGGCUGUUGGGUUUUCCAAUGAUAAACAGAUGGGUGAUGACAGUGUAAUAGCAUGUAUAUAUGAUGAAGACAAAGGAACAACAGCAGUUCAUCAGUAUUACAACUCUGAGGAUCCACUUACCUCUGGACAGAUUGGAAGCAGCGGCUUGGUAAAAGAGGGCGCCACAUAUGCCAACAGCACCAUCUGGUGUCGGUUCACCCGUACAAUCACCAGCUCUGACGCUAAAAUGAUGAAACCAUUAAAUAACGAAUAUCAUAUAUUGUUUGCCAAAGGACCAGUUGCUUCUGGUGCUGUGGGAAAGCAUGGAUUUGACUACUAUGGUGGUCCAGCCGUGUCACCACAGAGAACCAACUUGAUCAAAACUGACAACAUUGGAGGCCGUGCCAGCUACCCUCUGGUGAAAGCUCAUGGUAUCUUGAUGAUCCUGGCCUGGGUGUUGACCUCCAGUAUUGCCAUCAUAUUGUUGACCUUCUGUUGUUUUAUUUCAGGUAUCUUGAUGAUCCUGGCCUGGGUGUUGACCUCCAGUAUUGCUAUCAUAUUUGCCAGAUAUUUCAAGCCAAUGUGGCCCAAUGACAGGCUCUGUGGAGAGAGGGUCUGGUUUGCUAACCACCGUACCUUGCAGAUCAACACGCUGAUCCUGACCAUCAUUGCUUUUAUACUCAUCUUCAUUGAAGUGAUGGGAUACAGCAACAUGGACUCUCCAGGCUUUGCUGUGGCUCACCCUAUCAUUGGUAUCAUAGUGACCAUACUGUGUGUACUGAAUCCAAUCAUGGCUCUGUUCCGUUGCCACCCCGAGGAUGAUUAUCGGCCCAUCUUUAACUGGUUCCACUGGAUUGUUGGAACUGUGGCACACAUAUUGGCAACCAUCAACAUCUUCUUUGGAAUGAACCUGGCCAAGUCUGGUGUACCCUGGUGGGUGACCUGGGUCAUGUUGAUCUGGGUCCUGAUCCAAUUUAUCACUGAGAUUACCCUGGAGAUCCAUCAGUGCUGUGUACACAAGAGAAACAAAGACAAGCGUGAACAAUGGGAGAUGCAGAAACGCACUGACCCCCGCGCAGAGAAGGUACCGGAACCUGAACCCUCUGGCCGUCGUUUCAAGUCCACUAUGUUGGCCAUUUACAUCACCUUGACGGUCAUCCUGGUCAUCAUCAUGGUCAUUGCCAUCGCAGUGUCCUAAACUGACCAGAGGUCAACGUCACCAUACUAUGACAUGGAGCUGGGCUGGGGAAAUGAUUGUAGCAAGGAAAAUCUCAAGUUUUACAAGUGCCUCUGAUGUGAUAUUUGACUAACUAACCAUAGAGAUGAGCCAAGUUUUUAACAUCAUCUAGGUCCAUGUUGUGGAUCACACAUUGAGAUAAAAUAUUGUAGUAGAUAAAGGACCACAAAGUGUUUGAAUCCAAUUUUUUUACCUUAUUUUAGAAAGGAGCGUGUUUGAUGAAUAACAAGCUAUUUUCAUAAACCUUCUAUUUGGAUCAUUUAUUAAGACCUGCCUGAAUGUGUUCAGAAACCUUUGGUACAUGAGAUCAUACUGAGCCACAUCAGCAGGCAUUUCUUUUGUGAAUUACUUCUAGACUUAGGCACCAUUGAUCAUGUUAGAAAACGAUUUGCCCAAAUGAUGUGAUUGGUCUGAAAGGAGCAAAGAUUUGCUAAUGGAUGAUCAGUAACUUUCAUAUUAAGUUGAAAAGUGAAAGGUAACCACUAGGUUCAGGGUAACACACAUGACUUUGCAAUAUAUUUAUAUACCUUUUUGAUACACAUCUUUUUAGUAAUGCACUAUAUUUGUAUCUAUUAUAUUUACUAUGUGGGGAGAUUAAAGGUUCAGGUUGAUAUUGAUUUACCCCUGGCUAUGUUUUGAGAAUAAUCUGUCAGUUGAAAAAAACCUUGAUUUUUUUUUUCUUUGAUCAUGCCAAACCAAAGGGCUUGCAAUGACUACCUAUCUGUGAAAUAUUCUAAUAUGUUUGAUUUGCUACAUGUAAGUAUAUUUAUUGGGUCAACAUUUAUUCAAUAUUGUGAAAUCACAUCAUACUUAUAAGUAAUCUAUAUAAGUUGACAAUUUUAGCAAUAAUACAUCAUAUAGUGUUACAUUUCCUACCACAGGACUUUUUACUGAUAAUAUCAAAAGUGAGAAUUGACUGUUUGAAGAAAGAUCUGGAGCUGUUAAAUUGCAGAAAUUGAAGUGUUUUACAACUUAUAAUGGUUGUCACAAUGUGGGAAUGUUGGCAUUUGUAUAUUCAUAUUUUUUUGCUUUUGAUUCCUGACUGUAUUUAUUAACUUUUAUACAUCUGUCUAUAAAACACUGCUGAAACAAAGUUCUUAAAAUAUUUUAUAGUCUUAUAGUUUACAGUAUAUCAAUAAAGAUGUUUCACCAC